AUGGCUCCGGAACCAACGGUACUGAUCAGUUCUGUUUGUUCCUUUCCUCUAUCAACAGCGAAAGCGAACUACGCGGCAAACGAGAAGCAACAUCACAUCGAUCUGGACGUUGGUGACACGGUGGUGAUCGAGCAGGAGUCCUUCCAUUGGUACUACGGUCGCAACAGUAGCUCGGAUGCGUCGGGCAUCUUUCCGAAGACGUACGUGCAUCCGGUUGAAAGCAAAACGUCCCGCGAUGGCGAUUUGGUGAUACGGCGCAGCGAAAUCGUCGAGGAGAUCACAUCGGUGCUGCAGGAAUGGCAGUAUCUCUAUCGUCGGCUCUACCUAUCGACACAUCCCUCGUUCAAGCUGGUACAGAGUAAGAUGCUCGAGCUGAUAAGGCUGCGGUCGCAACUGCUCUCCGGCAAUCUACCGGUGGACGAGAUGAAGAACAUUAAACUUAAAGCGACCAGUGAAAUCGACACCGGCAAUAAGAUCCUGAACUUGGACAUGGUUGUGCGGGACGAUAGUGGCAACAUAGUGGAUAUAGAGCGCACCUCCACCACGCAACUGUACGAGCAUCACCUCAAUGCGGUAGACCGGAUCAAGCGUGCCAACACAUCGAACAGCAAGAACCGCAAUCUGGAUAUCAUCAACCGUCAUUCGCACAAUCUGCUGCUGUCGGUGCACAAUUUCGUGUGCAGAUUGAGCGAAGAUACGGAAAUUCUGUUCACACUGUACGAUGGUGAUGAGAUGCGGGCCAUCACAGAGAACUACGUGGUCAGGUGGAGCCGCCAGGGUAUGGCCGCGGAUCUGGAUCAGUUCAACAACAUUAAGGUGUUGUUCACGGAUCUGUCGGGCAAUGAUUUGAGCCGCAACAAAAUAUAUCUGGUGGCGUAUGUCGUGAGGAUCGGUGCAAUGGAUGGUAAGGAUACGGAUCUGCGGCGCAGCAGUAUGGCCAACUCCUCGAGCAGCGGGAGUUACAAAUCGAAUCGGAAUCAUCUGCAUACUCAGAUGAGUACUCCAUCCUCACCAGGGCCUGGUUCGACAGGUGGGCAGUCUAGCUCUGGAACACCAUCCAUCGGGUCCACCAUCUCGUCUAGCUCCAUCAAUGAGUUUCAUAUGCGCCGACCAUUCGGUGUAGCAACGUUGGAUCUUCAGCCGAUAAUUAAACGUUCGGAAGAUUUCAAGAGCGACACGCAACUCAAAAUGCCGUUUAUACCGUGCGAAAAAGAACCGUUGGAGACGACAUUACGCAAGCUGAUCACUAACAAAGAUCUCGGCGAAAAGAGCGAUGCGGCCAUAUGGAUCAGUGUUGAUAUUUUGUUCGGCGAUAUCAAGCAGGUCCGUGACGAAUAUCCCCAUCUUGUCCUAGGCAAUGUGGCGUUCGCCCGCAAAAUGGGCUUUCCGGAGGUGAUCUUUCCGGGCGAUGUGCGAAACGAUCUGUAUCUGACGUUGGUUUCGGGCGAGUUUUCCAAGGGCUCAAAGAGCAGCGAUAAAAACAUCGAGGUGACGGCGUACGUGUGCAAUAAGAAAGGUGUUGCGAUCCCGGGCGUCAUCAGCUACGGGGGAGGCGGAAAUUCGCUGAAUGAGUACAAAUCCGUCAUCUACUACCAUGAGGAUCGUCCGAAGUGGGGUGAAACGUUCAAGAUCGACGUGCCGAUCGAGGAGUUUAAGCAGUGCCAUUUGCGGUUCACCUUCAAGCACCGCAGUUCGAACGAGGCAAAGGAUCGUUCGGAGAAACCGUUCGGACUGUCGUACGUACGGUUGAUGAACGAUGACGGUACCACGCUGCAGCACAAGCGCCACACGCUGCUGGUCUACAAAAUUGACCACAAGAAGUACGACGAGGAGACGCAAUUUAACUACUUAAGUUUGCCUUCGCUUACGGAGGAACUGCCGAACGGUAGCUCGAAACCAUCCAUUAGUGGAUUCAGUCUCGCCUCCAAGGACGGUUUCAUCAUCGAAACGAACCUGUGCAGCACAAAGCUAACACAGAACGUAGACAUUCUUGGGCUGUUAAAUUGGUCGUCUCGGAAGGAAAAGAUGGAAGAAUCAUUGAACGCUCUAAUGAACGUACGAUGCGAGGAAGUGGUCAAAUUUCUGCAGGAUAUUCUGGACGCUCUCUUCAACAUACUGGUCUCCAAUGAGGACCCUGCCAAGUACGACAAUUUGGUGUUCAAAUGUCUACUCCGACUCAUCGAAAUUGUGUACGAUCUUAAGUAUCAACACUUCCAGUCCGUGCUCGAUCUGUACAUAAACGAAAGCUUCUCCGCCACAUUAGCUUACGAAAAACUAAUCAACGUUGUGCAAACGCACAUCCGGAAUGCCAUCAAUAACAUUUCAAAGGAUCGUGCCAUGGCAAACAUCUACACGGUGAACGAAAAUGACGAGGCGCUCUAUCGCACCACAAAGUACCUGCAGUACAUCAUGAAGUUCAUCAUCCGCUCGCGGUUACUGUUUGCCGAUCUAAACCAGGACAAGGAUCGUGAACUGUUCGUGGCCAGUCUCGAGGAGCUGCUCGAGUCAUUCUCCGAAUUGAUCAAGUACCAGAACGAUCUGCUAAAGUCGCAGGGUGCCCUCCUGAAGUACCUGCACAUCAUUGCUUCCGAUCUGAUGCAGGUUUACGAUCCGGUUAAGCUGAGCCAGAAAAUCGUGGACAUCAUCACGAACAUACCGACUGGGCGGUUAAACCAGUCGAAGAUGACAUGCAUCAAGGAUGUUGUCGACUCGAAGCUGUUCAAGUUGACCAAAUGCCGAGCGAUACUGUUGCCCGUGUUCUGUCGCCAAAUUAAGGAUAAGCUCGAGAGUAAGGAAGAGGGUGACUUUAUGUUCGACAUACGGCAGCAGGAGAAAAAUCUUACCAAAGCAGCAAAAGUACUUGGGGAAAGCAAAUCCCAGCUUCACACGCGUGAAACCACCGCUAAGACGAAGGUGGCCGAAUGUGUCAACAUCAUGAACAACAUGCUAGAGCUGCUGUUCCAGAGCGAGGAAGACAUCGGUCCGGUAGACAAUGACAUCCGGGACAUAAUGUUGAUCCUGCUCCGAACGGUGAUCCAGAGUUCGAUUGCAAUGGAUCGUAGCAAUCCGCUCGUAGGCAAUCUGGUGGCCAUUAUGUUAGGGAUCUUCCGCAGCAUGACUGAGGCGCAUUAUCAGUGCUAUAUGCGCAGCUUUCUCACGAGCUACGAUCUGUUGGACUUCCUCACCGAGAUACUGCUCGUGUUCCAGGAACUAGUCUCCAAGCCAGUCUUCCCGAUCGACUGGCUAGACAUGAUCAUGCACCAAAACAUGGUGAUCCUUGGCAGCUUGCAGCACUUUGCCGCCAUCAUAAUGGAUCAGUUUUUCAGCCCGUUCGAGAAGCAGGUUUGGUCGAACUACUUCCAGUGCUCCAUAACGUUCCUUACGCAGCCGGCACUGCAGCUGAACCUGUUCAGCAAAACCAAACAGUCGGUCAUACGCAGCACGUACCGUGACAUCCGGCGGGAAACGGUAUUCGAGAUACGGAAGAUGUGGUUCAACCUGGGUGAGCACAAGAUCAUGUUCGUACCGCGGCUCGUUGGACCGAUCCUGGAGAUGAGCAUGAUUCCGGAGGAGGAUCUGCGUCGCGCCACCAUUCCGAUCUUCUUCGACAUGAUGCAGUGCGAGUAUUAUAGUUCGAAGUAUGCGAUGGAGAGCUACGGUGAUACGAAGCGGAACACCGCCCACAUUAAAGGGAAUUUUAAUGACUUCGAAAAGGAGAUUAUUGAGAAGCUGGAUCACUACAUCGAGGGUGGGUACGGUGACGCUGAGUACAAGGAUUUGUUCUACGAGAUUAUGUACGAAUCUUGCAGCAAUCAUAGUACCCUGCAAACGUACGGUGUGCAGUGUGUCCAGGUACUGACUCAGCUAAUGGAAAAGUUGCUCGAGUACCGCUGCCUCAUACACGACGAAAGUAAAGAGAAUCGGAUGGCGUGUACCGUGAGUCUGCUGCAGUUUUACUCGGACGUAAACCGGAAGGAGAUGUACAUCCGGUACGUGGAUAAACUGUACGAACUGCACAUGGAGUUUGACAACUUUACGGAGGCGGCAUACACGUUGAAACUGCACAGCAAUGAGCUAAACUGGGAUGAAACACCGCUGUCGUUGUUGCUAAAAUCUAAGCGGCACUACUCUUGUCCGACACAUCGCACGCUCAAGGAGCAGCUAUACCGCAGCAUGAUCGAUCUGUUCGACAAGGGCAAAAUGUGGGAAUAUGCUAUCGAUCUGUGCAAGGAACUAGCGCAGCAGUACGAGAACGAAGUGUACGAUUAUCUCAGCUUGAGCGAACUGUAUAAGAAAAUGUCACAGUUUUACGAAAGCAUACUGCGAACGACACGGUACGAGUCGAUCUACUACCGUGUCACGUUCUAUGGCACAGGAUUUCCCGAGUUUCUGCGCAACAAAGAGUUUGUGUAUCGAGGCAACGAGUACGAAGAUGCAGGAUCCUUCAACAUGCGCAUACUAAGCCAACAUCCGCGCGCCGAACUGCUGACAACACUUACACCCGGUUCGGAAAUACUGGAGUGUGACGGGCAGUUCAUACAGAUCGUGAAAGUCGAUCCGGUUAGCCGUGAUAUACGGUUCGGAGGCAAAAAUACGCAAACGAUCGCUUCUAAUAUCGUGAAGUUCUACAAAUCGAACAACGUGAGCGAGUUCCAGUUUUCUCGUCCUAUACGAGACAGUCAGGCAAGUGGAGAUGAUAUCGCCGGUACGUCGUAUGAGCGUACGAUUAUGCGAACGACAGAUCCAUUGCCAGGUAUUCUGCGAUGGUUCCCGGUAAAGUGUUCCGAAACCAUCAUGAUAUCUCCUGUUGAGAUGGCUAUCGAAACGGUUGAUGCAAAGAACCGCGCGAUCCGGGAUCUGGUGCUGGAGCAUCAGAACGAUCCACGGAUACCGGUUCACUCACUGAGCGCCAUCAUUAAGGGUGUGGUCGAUGCCGCGAUCAAUGGUGGGCUUCGGAUUUACGAGGAAGCCUUCCUAACGCCACUAUACCUUGAGCGACAUCCCGGCGACGAUCACCUAGUGGCGCGACUAAAAGAUCUGAUCGCGUCCCAGAUUCCACUGCUCGAAGUAGCGCUGCUGCUGCACAAAAUGAAAACUCCCGCCAGUUUGCUCCCGCUGCAUGAUCAGCUGGAGAAAUGCUUUGCUUCGAUACAGGCGAACGUGGAGACAAAGUAUGGCAAACGUGUGACGGAUAUUAAAAUCGAUCGAGACGCAGAGGUAACGUUGCGUCGGCACAUAUCGGCCAAUCAGCCACAGAUCAGUAUGGAUUCAAGUCGUCUGUCGGAAACGAGUAUUGGAUCGUCCGAUAGCGGAAUCUCGAAGAACCAAAACAGUCGUCCAACGACGACUAGUUCGGGUGGAUUUAAGAACACUAUCGCCAACUUGGCCAACUUCAAUACGGUCAACUUAGCAAGUGACUUCUUCGAGUUCGAUCGAAUAAGUUUGUCCAGUUUUACCGCAACUGGGUCCGGCGGAAAAUUGAUAUCCAACCUGUCCUCCAAGAUUGGCACCAAACUGCGACAAACGUCCCUCGGUACAUCACCCGGUUCGAAAGCAAAAAAGGAUAAAACACUCACCAAACGACGAUCGAGCCGUAAAAUGGAUCGAGAAUCGUUAAGUUUGUCGGUGUCCAAUAGUCAAUUUUACACUAGUCCCAUUUCGACGGCAAGCGAGCAUAGUUCCAGCAUUGUCUCCUCCGAUAGGGAUAGUGGCGGUCCAAUGAGUCUUCUAUCGAGCAGCACUGUAACUGCUGUUUCGAACGCAACCACUCCUACCAACACGUUGCCCGUAUUCGAACUAACCGAGGAGUUGCAUCCAAAACGGCCGUUACGCUCGGAAGUGGAGAAAGAGAAGCGCCUGUCAAGACCACCAAGCAUUGCAACCCCAACGAUGGGUAGUAGAGUGCUGCCGGGUGGUGGCGCAACACCCAACGGAAUCACCACAGGAGACACCAAUUCGAUUGGUUCGGCCGAAAGUAGCAGCAAUCGCAAUUCUAUAAUAACCAAUGGUUCUACCACAUCAGAGGAAGACAGCGUACCGCCACCAUUGCCACUCAAAACACGAACCGAUGCCGAUUACACUAAUCUGCCUUGUGGUGGUAAGGGCACGAUCGAACAGCGGCAGUACACUACACCUGCGCCACACAUACAGCAGCCGAGCAAUGCAAGCCACUACAUAACAUUUAAGCCACUAUUGGCAACGGGCACUACCGUGGUGGCUGUUAACGCCUCUUACGAUGUGGUGGAAACACGAAAUCAUAGCGUAAUUGUGAUCAAUUCUAGUUCCUCUAACGUAUCCGGAUGCAGCAGUCCACCGCCGGGCAGUGGUGGAGGAAGAUACGACGAUCGCAAACGACCACCAACACCACCACCGAAACCGGCACGAAAUAGCAAGGUAUAAGCAUCAAAAAGGAAGCUUUGCGAGAUGAUCGUGGCACACAGUUUUGCAAAUAAGAGGCCUAAAAGAAAAGGAAGGAGUUUUUAUCGAAACAAAGAAAGCAACGGGCAAAAAACGCUUCCAACUCACACUAAGUACAAACACUGGAACUAGGAAUGAUUUUUUUUUCGAUGCUUUUGCUAUAACUUUUCUUCUUACAACGGGCUUUAAUAUUUGAGCGAAUUCGAUCGGACAUUAAUGCAGGAAAAGGAGAGUUUAGGAAAUGUUUAAACGUGAUAUGCUGUUGUAACGGUUAUCACCUUUGGGCACUCUGUGUGAUGUAUUUGACAAGUAAAUGGAAUGGAAAACAGGGUUGUUUUAGAUAGCAAAUUUAGAGAACCGAUAUUUGGCGUAGGGCAUCGAUGCAGAAAAGACUGACGCAGGGACGCAGGGUGGUUGCCGUGUAUUUUGAUAGCCAAAAUGGAUGGUGAAGAACAUGGAAUUUAUUUUCGUUAGGUCGCAAGUCAAUUUCUUAAUCAAUAGCUACGAUUACAGCCGUGCACUGACGGGGUGUGGACAGUUUGUUUGACGUAUAGUGAAGGAAUAUGCCGCCGAGGGAGCAUUCGUCAAGAACGCCGUUUGGGCAAGGAAAAGGCCAUAUUUUUAGAGUGAUUCUUAAGCUGUUGAGGUUAUAUUUUAACGUACGUAACGUAGAUAAGAUACGUUUAUUAAGAGUAUUGUUUUGUUUCACAUUUAAGCUUUAGUAAUGCGUCUUCCGGUAGCGAAUGAUGUAAUUUUAAGCAGCUAGGAGCCAUAAUUUGAAUAUCCGGAUAAUUAAUUUCACUGACAAAACAUGACCCCGUCGUUUGAUCCGGGUAACAGUUUCGGCACGACCAAAGAUAUAAAGAUACAUCUAAUGUUCUCAUUUCACCCAACCCUCACGCCGUUUCCUUUCUUCUCACCUUCGAUCCAUUUCUCUUUACCGAAAGACAAAAACAGCGCAGGUCGUGGUAGGAUCCAGUAAUUUCACUAACUGUCCAACUGUAUUCGAGAGGUAUUAGAAUUAGAGAAACUAUUUAGGAUGCUUGUAUUAAACGAGUUCUAUAAAUCCAAUGUACGGAAAGGAGAAUAACGUACAGUUGGUGACAGAUACACAUGUGUGUAAAAGCAAUCUUAUUUAUAGACCAAAUAUUCGAUGCAAUUAUUUACCUAAGGAUAUAUUCCGUACGGCGGGAACAUUAUUUAGCCCUGGUGCGGGAACGUGCUAAAAAAUGUGUAAAUAGAUAACAUAUAUCAGAACAGGGCAAUGACCGGAAAAUGGUAAGAUUCAUUAAGAUUUUCUUACAUUAACGCACCACUUUUCCACCGUGCUCUGUUGCGCUGUUUCCAAUUUUCUUUGUGCGUUACACUUCCGGUGCGCUUUUUUCUAUGCAGAUGAUGAUUUGGAUUUAGUUAUGCUUAAGUAGAUCGUUAUUUUAACAGUUACAACAAUAAUAUUCAUUACCGGCGUAUAGACAUUUGGCGACGGUUAAUAAAGCAAGUGUUUAUUAG
This is a messenger RNA of Anopheles moucheti, 7926 nucleotides long. It is a transcript of the gene mbc, whose product is annotated as dedicator of cytokinesis protein 2. Gene Ontology annotation, biological process: cell migration; small GTPase-mediated signal transduction. The coding region runs from base 1 to 6399 and encodes 2132 amino acids. The transcript is spliced from 11 exons. Gene Ontology annotation, cellular component: plasma membrane; cytoplasm. Gene Ontology annotation, molecular function: guanyl-nucleotide exchange factor activity; small GTPase binding. The record is from RefSeq and is a predicted model, not a curated record. NCBI's taxonomy places the organism in Eukaryota, Metazoa, Arthropoda, Insecta, Diptera, Culicidae.